Meloidogyne enterolobii is the source of this 1406-nucleotide messenger RNA. Lineage: Eukaryota; Metazoa; Nematoda; Chromadorea; Rhabditida; Meloidogynidae. The record is from the annotation of a GenBank genome assembly.
AUGAGAAGCCAGUCAAAUGUUGUUAAUAUCGAUCAACAAGAACGUCCAAUUAGAGAUACAAAUUCAAGCACAUCUGAAGAUUCAGAAGAAAGUUUGCCUGAUUCAUUUGAAGAAGCUAGAGCUCCAUUAACAAGGCGACCCCAAUCCGUUCAAGAAGACGAAAUUCUCAAUGAUGUCAACGAGGAAGGAAACGAAGAAAAUGCUCGCGAUGACCAGCCUUUUACUAAAGAAUUGACUAAAAGCAAACGCAAAAUUCCUAAAGAACGACGAAAGACUGGGUAUGCCUUCCUUCUACUUGUAUUUGCUGGAUUUUUGAAUGAUUUUGUUCUUUCCUAUAUUCACGAACUAAUUCCCGAAUCGCCUCCACUUCCAGAUUUUGCAUUUUCAAUUUUGCCUUAUUGGCCUUGGGCAUUGAUUGUCUCUGAAGUUUUGAUGAUUUCAUCUUUUUCUGCAAUGCUCACAGUUGCAAUUCUUCAUAAAUAUAGAUGGGCAGUUCUUCGGCGAAUUUUUACAAUUGGAUUUUUACUAUAUCUUGGUCGCUGUGCUACUAUGGCAAUUGCUGAUCCCAAUUAUUAUUGCUCUCCCAAAUUGAAACCUGAAGAAAGAACUUUUUGGAAUAUUUUGAUUCGUGCAUUAUCCGUCUUAAUUGGACUUGGGCUUAAAAUAAAUGGAAGACAUACACUUUGUGGUGAUUAUAUUUAUAGUGGCCAUACUAUUGUACAUGUUUUGUGUUAUCUUUUUAUUAAAGAAUACAGUCCUCGUCGUUGGCUUCCUCUCCAUAUUUUGGCAUUUGCUUUUUCUAUUGUUGGUGUUUUAUCAUUGCUUUUUUCGCGAGGACAUUAUAGUAUUGAUGUAAUAAUCGCUUAUUGGAUUACUACGCGUAUUUUUUGGUUUUAUCAUACACUUGCUGAUUUUGACGAGCUUCGACACAGCUUUAAUGGCAGAAAUCGUUUUGUAAAUGUUAUUUGGUACCCUUUGUUUAAUUUUAUGGAACAAUCUGUGCAUAGACCGAUACCUAGAAAAUAUGAAUUGCCUUUUAAACUCCCUGCUGGUUUAAUACGUUAUUGGCAACAAAGACGUGGACGUUCAAAUUCGGCAGGAUAUUUAAUUGUUUGAAAAAUUUGGUAUUUUUACUAUAAUAGGAAACAAAAAAUUAUUUUUAAAUUAAAAUAUUGAUUGUGAACAAGGGCGCAUUCAGUAAAAAUUUUUUUAGGAAAAAUGACUUUUGGUCUUUAUUCGUAGUUGGCCGAGAACCCCAAAAAUUUUAUCCGAUAUUUUUAUUUUUCUACAGUUUGGGUGGGAGGGAGGGGUCCACUGGAUGCGCUCUUUUCCCCUAAUAUUGCUCAUUUAUUCUCUCAUACGGCCUAACUACUUUAAAAAAUUAUAUUACUUUAAAGCCUAUAUUU